This is a messenger RNA of Labeo rohita (rohu), 2754 nucleotides long. RefSeq names its product cilia and flagella associated protein 97 (gene cfap97). Gene Ontology annotation, biological process: spermatogenesis. The record is from RefSeq and is a predicted model, not a curated record. Lineage: Eukaryota; Metazoa; Chordata; Actinopteri; Cypriniformes; Cyprinidae. The transcript has 5 exons. Bases 462 to 1922 code for a protein of 486 amino acids.
UGGUCAGUAUAAAAACUAUAGAAGUCUAUGGAAAGCCCCCACAAUUCACAAAAACAAACGUGUGUGUGUGUGUAAAUACAUUAUAAAAUGAUAAAUAAAUUACUUACAUUCCAAUAUAUCAGACAAAGAACUGAGGAGAAACAAAUAUAGAAGACUCUCUUCUCUUUCUGAUGCGGCGCGAAACUAUUUGCGGAAAUGACGUCACCUAGUUACAGUAGCUAACGAACCCACACACUCUUCUCUGUGCAGUGAGGUGGACAGCUGAAAGAGGCUGUUUUAGCUCUUAUCUUCAGCCUUUAUGUUUCUGAACAGCGUUUGGAGAUAUACAGCGAAAUAAAAUGAAGUACGUCAGCUUUGUGUUUUGGAGAUUUUGCCUGUCAAUGACGCAGUCCCGCAUGUUUUGAAGCGAAUGUCAAAAGGUUCCACUAAUCAAGGUAAUAUUUAGAGGACAAACUGCAGACAUGUACAGCCCCAAAGAGCUGGAGGGAGAAGUUGAUCACUCCUUCUUUGACAGUGACUGUGAAGCUAAUGAACCUGGUUCUGAGGAUGGGCGGCUCAAAAAACUGAAGGCCACGGAAAGACAAGAUGAGAAAACAGGAAAAGAGACACAUGUUUCAAUGGAUCAGAUAGGAAAUGAAGCUCAAAGUGUAAGGAACAGUAAAGUUGAAGCCAGAUUGGAGGAUGAUUCAAACCAGAGCAGCAGGGGACAAAGUGAAGAGACAGGAUAUGAAAGAGAGCGACAAAGUAGUGAAGGACUUUUUAAAGGCUCUUCAUCACUCCCAAGUGCCAAAAGCUUAGAGACAAUAAACAACAGCCAAUCAGAUGAAGGAUCUAGUGUGCAUUCAUACUCAUCUGAUGAGGAAAGAGAGCAGGAUGAUGAUUUUAAACUCAGGAAAACCAAUAGUAAUGUUAACAGCGAUGAUGAUGAUGAUGGAUACCAUCGUAGUGAUGAUGAAAGUGAGGAAGAUGUGAGAUCGCCAGUCACGCGAUCAACCAAACAUAAGGGAUUGUCUCAUGGAACACCUAAAAAAUCUGGAAAAUUCCACAAGCUGAGCCGUAGCCGUUCAUCAUCUUCUGACCCUGAAUCCUCCCACAGUAGUGAAGAGAGAAGCUCUUUUCCAUCUCAGAAAUCACCUCUAAAGCAUCAGCGGGUGGGUUCAGCUUAUCAGAAAGAGCGACAAAAAGAAAUUUUAGAAUCUGAAGACACGGUUACUGAUGUGACCCCUCUUUCGACGCCAAAUGUUAGUCCUUCCCAGUCCAUUGAUUUGGUUCUGCCCUCAAAACCUCUGGCAGCAGAUGUUCAAAAGCAACAACAGCCUAGUGUUACUGAGAAGAUGGUUGUGAAUGAUAUUUCGGAUGGCAGUAUAAGUUCUGAAGGAGAGGAUGGACCAGAGUUUUUAAAAGUAGAGAAACAGUUAAACAGAGUACUCAUGGUCUCCAGUCCUAGCAGUGUUAGCAGCAGCCGUAAGAACUAUUCCUUCACAAAUGAAGAGGUACGGGAGAUCGACCGGGAGAACCAGCGGUUACUACGUGAACUGUCUCGGUCAUCAGCCCGUUCACCAAGGGGCAGCUCCGCCUGCUCCAAAAUCAGUAGUCACAGGAGUAGUGCACCACCCAUACGCCUAUACCACAGCGCCCUCAACAGACAGCGAGAGCAAGAGCGAAUUCAGAAGGAAAACCUGGCAUUCCUGAAGCGUCUAGAAUCUGUGAAGCCCACUCCUGGCAUGACCCGAGAUGAACAGCUAGCUGAUUACCAGCGGCAGUGCCGAUACCUGGGAACACACAAUACGGAUGUUCCACCAGUCAAACUCAAGUCCAGUAAAACAUCUGGAAGGACUUCAAGACCUAGCAGUAGUCCUCACAAAUCUAGACCGGGAACCGCUAAACUCAGCAGAGCAACACCACGGCCUGCAUGGUCCUGAUCCUUACAUUUUUUCAUUCGCUUUCUCUACCCCCAACACUUUCACUUACAUGAUCUGCUCUGACUGUAAGUAGAAAAUAUGACUGCAAGUCACAACACCAAACAUUCUGGAUAAAUGCUGCAAAACGGCUUGAGCUCAUGGUAAUUUGUCAAGAUGUGGAGUGAUAUCAAUUUAAAUAUUUGUCGGAAUAAAAACACAGCUAAGCAUUUGCUGACAUGAAUUAUUUGACAGUGUGCUGCUAUAUAUGAGAGUAAAUGAAUUCAAUCAACAUUGUUCGGGGACCAUAAAGUGUGACAUUUUCAUUUUCAAAAGUACUAGUGCCUAUAUGUGACAGACAAUAAAGACUUUCUAUAUGUUUAAGCUGUGUUUUGUAAAGCCAUUGUUGCUGUUAUCAGAAUAAUUAAUUACGUGACAUGAAACUGUAAAAAUCAUGUGAAAUAAAGCUUUGUUAGUUAGGGUAAUUUUCAGUGUUGAUUUUCAGAAAGUGAAAGUGAUUUGUUUAUUGACCCAGCUGUAUGACACUUGAAUACUUGGCAUGCUGGUUUGAAAUGAUGCACAUGCUCAGACAGUGUCCUGUCUGUUACAAUGAAUGUAACAAUGCUAGUUAUUCACCUGUCACUCCUAAAGUGCUUUUAAAAAGGCUGACUGACACUUGCUGACAGACUAACAAGCUUAUUAUGCAAGCACACAGACUGGCACAGUAGUAAUUUUUAAGGAGGACUCUGUUAAGUUGUUUGACUCAUAUUACUGUAACUAGUUACUGUUACUAGCUUUUACUGAGAUAUUGCUAUGAUAACAGUUAACAGUUAUUUUGAUAUAUUUUGAUAACAGA